CAUCAUCAUCACCAUCAUCAUCAUCACCGCCGCCGGCGACUACCAUCUCGAAACCCUCGCCAUUUCCCCGUUGCACCCACCCACGCCUCACUCUUCUUCAUCGUGGUGACCACCCAUCCCUUCUCCUUUUGUGUGUCACACCACCGGCACCUCUUUAGUAUUCCCAUCAAAUCACCGACCGAGUCCAUCUGAGCUCCCAUCGUAUCUCACUCUAUCGCUGGAAAUCCCACUGGCGCUUACCACUCAUCUUACCAUUUUCUCUCUCUCGUAGCUCUUACUAUUCAUCGUUUUCCCCUUUCGGGCGAUUUCGGCCAAGCAUCUGCAUAGAAUGUUACAAGUCUGCCACCCGACCCCACCACCCACCACCGUCCACCCGGGCCUUUUGGUCUCGGGCACGAAACGGGGGGCAAUGAGCAAGCCAUCGGAGCCACCAUCGGCCCCGAACCCAGCCGGUGAUGCGGGCGUUUUACCAGAUUUUCAAAGCCUCUCCAUCCAAGAUGCACCAUCCCCUCCCGAAGAGGCAGAGAUGGAUGUCUUGACAAUGCCCAGGGAGACGGCAAUGAAGAUAGUCAUGCGUUCAAUGCUUUCCCUGGCCAAUGCAGCGGGCGAUGUCCCGGCAACACCACCGCUCUCACGGCCUGCAACGCCCAUGAGCAGAGAAAACGUGUCUGGAACUAGAGGUCACCGGCGCGUGGCAUCCCGACCAGCGACGCCCAUUCCAUCUGAAAGACAAAAAACACAAAAGACGGAACUAGAGCAGGCGGAAGCCAGCCACGAUGAACCCAUCACCCACGACAUUGGGGCCGGAGCCGAGCCCGAGUCGGUUCAGCGCAUCAACAUGGCGCGAAAGUUCUUCUCCAAGACGGUACCGAGGUUUGGAUUGGACGACUACCUGAACAGAAUCCAACACUUUUGCCCAUUUUCCACGGGAGUGUGGCUGGCUGCCGGCUCCUACAUCAUGCGACUCUGCCUGAUUGACAAGGCUGUGCCCCUCACGCAUCGGACCAUGCACCGACUCAUCUUGGCCUGUUUGACUGUCGCCAUGAAGACACUGGAAGAUCACCGCUGGCCACAUAAGCGACUGGCUGGUGUAGGGGGCGUGGAAGAGGCUGCCCUCAGCCGGCUGGAGCUCAGCGUGGAAUUUCUACUGGACUUUGACCUCCAGAUCCGCACACCGGAAAAGAUGAAGGAACUUACCGUGUCGCUUCAGAAAGCAGGACAGGCAGCAACAAUGACCUCUAAGCUACCGUCAUCGUUUGAUUUAAAGUUGCCACUGAACAAGGUUCGAUGA
Molecule: messenger RNA, 1291 nt
Organism: Periconia digitata
Lineage: Eukaryota; Fungi; Ascomycota; Dothideomycetes; Pleosporales; Periconiaceae
Source: the annotation of a GenBank genome assembly